AUGGCGCAAAGCUACGCUGGAGUGGCCGCCCCGGCGGCGGCCGCCGCCGAAGCCGCCGCCGUCGCCCCCGUGGCUCGCCGCCUGGUCGUCCCCGAGGACGACCCGCCCCCCUGCCUGCGCUGCGUGCGGGCUGCCGCACGUGGCGAGGCGGGGGUGGCUUGCGCUACCAAUGCGAGGCGCCUGGUUUGCGCCAGGUGCCAGCGCGGCCGCCACCCUUGCCUCAGGGUUGAAGAGGGGCACCUGACACUCAACUGA
Molecule: messenger RNA, 255 nt
Organism: Aspergillus candidus
Lineage: Eukaryota; Fungi; Ascomycota; Eurotiomycetes; Eurotiales; Aspergillaceae
Exons: 3
Coding region: 1-255 (84 amino acids)
Source: RefSeq, a predicted model, not a curated record